Messenger RNA from Camelina sativa (false flax), 1231 nucleotides. NCBI's taxonomy places the organism in Eukaryota, Viridiplantae, Streptophyta, Magnoliopsida, Brassicales, Brassicaceae. The record is from RefSeq and is a predicted model, not a curated record.
UUAUCUGGUUGGUGGAUAUAGUAAUUGCAUGUUUUUUUUUUCCACAGGAGUGGGUAAGUAACUGCAGAGGCAAACCUUGAGUGGCCACUAGGCAUACACAUCACCAGAAAAAGGGACUAAUGAAUUGAAUCAGAGAAAAAGAGAAAGAUAUAGGGGAGAGAGAGAGAGAUAGAAUAACAUGGAGGCUUGUUUUCUUACCUCAAGAUCACUCUCUGGUAACAAAGAGCUUGUCCCGUUCAUCAAAUCCAGAAUCUUUUCUUGCCCCAAGAAAAAUUCCAGCCAGUUUCUCACCAGGAAGGUUGCUUCCCCAAUCUCUGUAAAUUGUUCCCUCUCGGAUUCAUGGAAGCCACUGGACGACGAUGCUGAUCUUUUCAGGGAUUGUGUCAAUAACUCUACAGCAGAUGCUGAUUGGAGAGAAUUCAGGGCAAGGCUUGUUGCUGGGGAAGAAGCUGCAACAUCCGAGAUGGAUCCUUCCUCGUGGUCUAACCCGGACAUGGUGGUGGACUAUCCGUCAUCAUCGUCUUCACAGAUCACAAUAGGAACCAAAUGGGCACACAAGAUCCAUGAGCCAGAGACAGGCUGCCUUCUAAUCGCCACAGAGAAGCUAGACGGUGUCCACAUCUUCGAAAAGACUGUGAUCCUCCUCCUCUCUGUUGGACCCUCAGGUCCUAUAGGAGUCAUCCUCAACCGUCCAUCGCUGAUGUCGAUUAAGGAGACGAAGUCAACGGUUCUAGACAUGGCAGGAACGUUUUCAGACAAAAGACUCUUCUUUGGUGGACCUUUGGAAGAAGGGUUGUUCUUGGUGAGUCCGAGGAGUGGUGGAGACAACGAAGUUGGUAAGAGCGGAGUGUUCAGACAAGUGAUGAAAGGAUUGUACUACGGGACAAGAGAGAGUGUAGGAUUGGCUGCAGAAAUGGUGAAGAGAAAUUUAGUUGGAAGAAGUGAGCUUAGAUUCUUUGAUGGGUACUGUGGUUGGGAGAAAGAGCAGUUGAAAGCAGAGAUCUUGGGAGGGUACUGGACAGUUGCUGCUUGUAGCUCUAGUGUUGUUGAGCUUGGUUCAGCUGUCAAAAGUCAUAGUCUUUGGGAUGAGGUUCUUGGACUUAUUGGGCCUCAAACAGGCUCUGUUAUCUAAACAUUGUUUUUUUUUGUAAUGCUUUUCACUAAUGUAAUAUGGUAUGACUUUUGUGUGUUUAUCAAUGUGUCUAUUAAAAAAAUCCAUCACUAAUUUAAA